This is a messenger RNA of Neofelis nebulosa (Clouded leopard), 4305 nucleotides long. It is a transcript of the gene CIMAP3, whose product is annotated as ciliary microtubule associated protein 3. Lineage: Eukaryota; Metazoa; Chordata; Mammalia; Carnivora; Felidae. The transcript has 6 exons. Gene Ontology annotation, cellular component: ciliary basal body. Bases 5 to 739 code for a protein of 244 amino acids. Gene Ontology annotation, biological process: regulation of cell projection organization. Gene Ontology annotation, molecular function: cytoskeletal protein binding. The record is from RefSeq and is a predicted model, not a curated record.
ACUCAUGGAGCUGGUAAGUGAAAGGGACAGGCUGGCUGAAAGUCCCUCCGAGGGGGACAUCUGGCCCAGAUAUUCUUGGAGAUAUUCAAAGUCUAUGCCAUCUGAUCCAUUUGGGAACAUAAAAGACAACCGAAUCACAUCAUGGAUCACCCAGCCAUUUCUUUGGAAAUUUGCUUAUGAUUCGUUGGAUAACUACUCCUUUGGAACAUGUCAACAGAGGAAGCUCUUUCCUCAAUACUACCCCCCAAACUUGUUGGGGAACAAGUUUAUCCCUCUUCGAGGAGCGCCCCACAGAGGGCCUGGAUGUUACAUAGCAGAAGAUAUGUAUGGAUUGGCAUACAACCUCUCUAGGAUCCCAACCAGUAGAAAAGGAUAUACUUUUGGCGCCAGGACAGCUGUGAGGUUUAAGUCAAUCAACAAGGACAUGAUGCUUUACCCUGGCAUGUACCAGACUGCAUAUUCUUGGGAGCAAAAACACAAACAAAAUUUUGCUCCAUUUAAUACCUUCUUGCCUCGAUUUAGGACAGACUCAAAGGACACUUAUUAUCCUGGCCCUGGCACAUACAACCCAGAGAUGAAGUCCCCCAAAAAAAUCACCUGGCCAAUGAAAUUUGGAUCUCCAGACUGGGCUCAGGUUCCAUGCCUACAGAAAAGAACCCUAAGAACUGAGCUGUCCACUGACAAGGACUUCAGAAAGCACCGGAACCGAGUGGCCUACCUAAGCCUGUUUUACAACUGAGGAGCUGUGACUGCCUUCACGCGGUCCUCCUGACCACAGAUCCAGGACUGAGGACAGAGUCGCUCUUCCCCCUGCACUGCUGUGCUCUCUCCUCUGCCAGCAUGGGGCCCGGGGAGGGAGAGGGCUCAUAACUACCGUGUGAGAGGAGAAAGACCGCUGUAGAGCUCUGUCUCCAUGUGCUGGUUUGUCGUGUGCGUACGUACGUAGACGGGCCUGGGCGUUCCUGCCGAGUGUUCAGUGGGGUGGCUCCACUUUACCGACCUACUCGUGGGUCCCUGUCCUCACGCUCUCGUUCCCAGGUUCCAGUCUUAUGUAUUCUACCACUAACAUUGGGAAGAAGGGCUGGUGGCCUCUACACAUCAAGGAUUGGAUGGCUUCCUUGGGUUUGUACUUGGCCAUGCUACAUACAGAGGAAACAUACAGGCAGGGUAAAACAUUUCUAUUUUACUAUCUGUCCCAAAUUUCUGAGUUCCUGGCAUGGAGUAGACAGGUCCAGAUUUGUUGCUUUCCCAGACUGACAUUAAACUCACUGAAUCAAAAAUUUGCCACUUCCCCCUACAUCAUCUAUUUCAUUUGUCAGUCAUCAUAUGAAUUGAGUUCUUGCCAUGUAUCCGAAAGAGUGGCAAGGACUGGGGACAUAGCAGGAGUCAAAAUAACCUCCUCUACUGGUCUGGAAGCUACAGAAGCAGUGCCCUGGUGUAGAUGCAUUCAGGGAAUGCCUGACCUGCUGGAACACCCCCUCUAGGCUUCUGGAAUGCUCUUUCUCUCAACCCACAGAGGACCUCAAUCUUUACAUUCUGGGAUUAGAGCAUGUAUAAGAGAGAGAAAACAACAACCUGAAAAGUCAGGCCAAGGGAGAAAUGGCAUGGUAAUAUCCAAACCGAACCUUGGCGUGUCGAAGCUGGGGGCUGGAUCUCUGCUCCCUGCUCCUUGCUGGAGAGGACCCCCGGGUACAAAGAAGAAGGGAAAGGGCUAGGGUCUUUGUGACUUAACAGCUCAAAGCAGCGCUGCCUCAUCUCUGCUGCAGUCCAGCACAAAGGCCUCGGGACCCCCACUGUCUGCAUAAGGUCUGAGCCUGCAGGGGCCUCCUUAUCUCUGUGAAACUGGAGUAGCUGUACAGGCAGAGUACCAGAAAUCCAACCUAAGGCCUGCUUCCGGGUCUACAUUUGUCCAUUCCCAAGGCCCCCACGCAGCCUAUUUUGUUGUCAGAGCCCCCACCUGCUGUGGCCAAGUUCAGUGAAGUCAUUACUCACGAAAUCUUCUCAAAAAGAUAAUAUUCUUCCAAACAUGGCUUUGAUGUGCUGGCACACAGAAGGAGGCCUCAAUCAAAACCUCCCGUUAGGAUGGCGUGGAGAGCAGUUCUGGCAUUUCUGGUGACAUUUUCAUAGUAAGAAUAGAGUCAGAGUGGAGCUAAGAAGGGGGGAAGCCAAGAGCUCACUACUGUAGGUUGGCUCUAAUUCUGGUUUGGUGAGUCAGAUAGAAAGAGGUCUUUCAUAUCUGUUUAGAUGUUUCAGCCGUGAUUAUGAGCCUAGGAAAAUGGCCAGAGUUCUAGAGCAGAAGCUCUCCCAGGAACGAAGACGAUGCAUCUAGGGUUGAGUCUGUACAGAUGCUGCCACCUGGGGAGCCCCAGCUGCGGGCUGCGGAGCAGCAGAGGACCCCUGCCAGCAGAGCCCUGUUCCUCAAAUAUCGGAUCCUAGGUCUCUCCUCCACUAAAGCCCAGUAUGGGUCCCCUUCACUAGAGAAUCAGGUCCAGACUUUUAGCAAGGCCCUGCCCGUCUGACCACAGCCCGCCUCAGCAGCCUCACUUCCUGCUAUCCUCUCUGGGUACCUGUGUCCAGCCAGUUCACAUUUCCUGCUGCUCUACGACUCCUCAAACUGUCUCCAGCCUCCGUGCUGCCCUAUGCCAGUUUCUGCAUGAGAUGCCUUUCCUCACACUCUCUACCCAGUCAGUUCCUACUCAUACCUCAAGGAGAAAUCUAACACGGUUUCCUUUGUGAUCACUUCCCUUUUCCUGCCACUCUCAGGCACCAUUCACCGUAACAGCCUUGAUCUCACUUGUAUUGUCAUGAAUCUGGUUGCAUAGCAGGCAUUUGCAACACAUGUCAGAUCUGGGGAUUUAAAGAAAAAAAUAAUCAUUCUGUUUCCUCCAGAUCAUAAUCGAGUUGGGGAGGCAGAUGUGCAAUGGAUAAAAUACAGUGCACUCUAUAGUGCACUGUCAGUGGGACAAGGUGCUGUGGGAGGAAGGAAGGGGGAGUAAUUACCUCCAUGUGGAGUGGGGGCUGGUAGGCAGGGGACAAACAGAAAGAUGUCUGGGAUCAGGAAGAUUUUGCUUACACAAAUUGAGAUUUUGAUUAAUUAUUAUGAAUAAAUUAAUGAUACUUCACCAGUGAUGAUGCCAUGAGAAACAGUCAAAUGGAAGGAAAACUCUAGAGCCUCUUUUACAAUUAUAACCCAAAUAUAGGCUGGGGUCCCAUGUGGCCACUUUCUGCAUGAAUUCACAUUUAAAAAAGCACAUUAUAACUGCCAAAAACAAUUACAGGGGAAUUCCAAUCUUUCUACUCUUGAAGAACAUUAAAAAGCCUCUAAUUUGCAAGCACAGGCAACAUUUCUCAAAAUCUUUAUCCUACGUUCCCCUCCACAGAUGUUGUUGUGAAACAUCUCCACCAAGAAAUUCCAAAUUCCAAGUCUCUAUUGUCACCUCCCCCAUCCAUAGUGUCUAUCCCUUCUCUCUUCCCCCCUACCUCCCCCCCCUUUCUUAAAAUGUCCAUUACACCUCAUUUCUUUUGCCUUUUUUGACCCACUGGGCUCUCUCUCUCUCUCUCUCUCUCUCUCUCUCUCUCUCUCUCUCUCUCCUGCACUCUCUUUUUUUCUCUCCCCAGUCCCCCAGUCUCUAUCACAUAAGAUACAAGAAUCAGACGGGCAAGAUUUUUAUUAGUGUGAUGGGGACAGCAUGAUAUACUGGCAGGUGGGAAACACACAUAUUAAUCUUGUCCCCAUCCUACAAUGAUAGACAGUGUGGAAUAGACCUCAAGCUGCAGGGAGCUUCUGUGAAUUGCCAAAAAAGUCUGUAUCUCCCAUAAGAGAAACACAAGAAAGAAAAAGCAAUGUCCAAAGUGCAGACAUUAGGCUCCAUAAGAUAACAUCGUAUGUUGGUAGAGGGGAAUGAUGCGAUGCUGUGGAGAAAGGCACACCUCCGUCCACCACCAUCACCCGUGCACAUCUGGACUGAGAAUUCUUUGCAUCUUUCUUCCCAGAUACAUCUUUCUAAUUACAUUUCUGGAAACAAUUUUGAGUCCCAGAGCCACACCAGUUCUUAGCUCCCCAAAGGCAGCAUUACUGCAGUCGAAGAACCCACUGCAGAUGAUUGCUCAUAACCUACCAUGGAGGGCAAGUUCAGCUACUGGUCUUCCUGCCAUCAGAAAACCGCUCUGGAGCCAGAGGCUCUACUUGAUAGAAAAUCCCUAGGGAGCCAACGCCACGCCUCAUUUAUAAUUGCAUGCGUCCAUGGCUUGCACAUAGCAGACUUCAUCACGUGGCAGCACAAUAAAAGUAUUUAAUACCUUGAA